Molecule: messenger RNA, 4109 nt
Organism: Lates calcarifer (barramundi perch)
Lineage: Eukaryota; Metazoa; Chordata; Actinopteri; Centropomidae
Gene: slc12a9
Product: solute carrier family 12 member 9
Exons: 14
Coding region: 183-2906 (907 amino acids)
Biological process (GO): cell volume homeostasis; chloride transmembrane transport; chloride ion homeostasis
Cellular component (GO): membrane
Molecular function (GO): potassium:chloride symporter activity
Source: RefSeq, a predicted model, not a curated record
CGGCCUCAUCUGACUGCGCAUCUGAACCGGGACAUCCUCCUCUGCCAGAGACACAAAGCUGAGACACACUGAGACAGGCGGAGACAGAGACAGAAAGAGAGAGUUCAAGCAGGAAGUGGGUGAAACUGUUCCGGGGGAGGCUCGCGGAGGGCAAGAAGACUGAUCUGAAGCUCUCAGCAGCCAUGUCCAACGAACGCACCCCUCUGAUCACCUCAGGGGUGUGCGGUCUGUCCGUAACUGCAGCAGCAUGCGGCAUGGCGCCGGACACCGCCCCCGAUCCUGGCCCUGGGACCCCGAGUAAAGACCCCCGUAAACUGAACACCUUCUUCGGGGUGAUGGUGCCAACCAUCCUCUCCAUGUUCAGCAUUGUGCUGUUUCUGAGAACAGGGUUUGUGGUUGGUCAUGCGGGGCUGUUACAAGGUCUUUUAAUGGUGGUUGUGGCCUAUACUAUUAUAUCUCUUACAAUACUGUCGAUCUGUGCCAUUUCCACCAAUGGUGCUAUCCAAGGAGGUGGAGCCUACUACAUGAUCAGUCGGUCUCUGGGCCCAGAGUUUGGAGGAAGCAUUGGUUUGAUGUUCUUCCUGGCCAAAGUGUUUGCAUGUGGCGAGUAUGUUCUUGGUCUUGUGGAGGCCAUACUUGACGUAUUUGGUUCAGAUCCUGAGUCACCAGUGUCCGAGGCAAUACGAGUGCUUCCUCAGGGUUACUGGUACACAGUACUGUACUCCUCUGUAGUCCUUCUGCUGUGCUUGCUUGUGUGUCUGGUGGGGGCCCACAUCUACUCCCGCACUGCCUUCGUCAUCCUGCUGGUAGUCACCAUAUCCUUGCUGUCCAUCUUCAUCAGCUCUGUGGCGGUCAAACCUCGUGACUUCAUCAUCACCCACCAGGGUUCUGGCAACCAGACCCUCCGCUACAACGCCAGCUACACGGGCUUCAGUGCUACCACGCUGAGGAACAACCUGGGCUCUGGUUACUCUUUGGACUACAGCACCAACUCUGUCAUGUCUUUUGCCACCGUGUUUGCUGUCAUGUUCACCAGCUGCACAGGGAUCAUGGCUGGAGCCAAUAUGUCAGGGGAACUGAAGACUCCAAGCGUUUCCAUCCCUAAAGGCACCAUCGUAGCUGUGUUGUACACAUUCACAGUCUACGUCCUCCUCUUCAUCUUGGUCAGCGCCACCUGUGACAGGACCCUGUUGAUUCAGGAUUAUGGGUUCUUGCAGCGAAUUAACAUCUGGCCUCCGUUCGUUACUAUCGGGAUAUACUGCGCCUCUCUCUCUGCUGCAAUGUGCGCUAUGAUUGGGGCGUCCCGUAUCCUCCAUGCUCUCGCUCUGGAUCACCUCUUUGGUCUGCCACUAGCCCCUGCUGCCAUCACAUCAAGCUCGGGGAAUCCAUGGGUGGCAGUGCUGUAUACCUGGGGCCUGGCGCAGUGUGUAGUGUUUGCAGGUCAACUCAAUGCUGUAGCAGGUUUGGUGACUGUUUUCUACUUGCUUGCCUAUGCUGCAGUUGACCUGGCCUGUUUGGCUCUCGAGUGGGCAUCGGCACCAAACUUCAGACCGACCUUCCAGCUCUUUUCCUGGCACACCUGCCUGCUGGGGAUUCUCAGCUGUUUAGUCAUGAUGUUCGUCAUUAACCCUGUGUACUCCUCGGGCAGCAUCGUCCUCCUGCUGCUGCUGCUCCUCUUCCUCCACUACAGAUCACCCACCAGCAGCUGGGGCUACAUCAGCCAGGCUCUCAUUUUCCAUCAGGUGCGUAAGUACCUGCUGAUGCUGGAUGUGAGGAAGGAACAUGUGAAGUUCUGGAGGCCACAGGUGCUGUUAAUGGUGGCCAACCCUCGCUCUUCCUGUCAGCUCAUCCUGUUUGUGAACCAGCUGAAGAAGGGAGGACUGUAUGUGUUGGGCCACGUGCAGCUGGGAGAUCUGGACACCCUGCCGUCAGACCCAGUCCAGCAGCAGUAUAACUUCUGGUUGAGCCUGGUUGAUAAACUUGGGGUAAAGGCCUUUGUGGAUCUGACGCUGUCUCCCUCUGUCAGACAGGGAACACAGCACCUACUACGCAUCACAGGUUUAGGUGGCAUGAAGCCCAACAUGCUGAUUUUGGGUUUCUACGACAGCUGCACUCCUGAAGACUACUUUCUACAAGAUGCUGCAUUCUGUGACUCAUCAAUAGGACGAAGUAGCGAGGGAGAAUAUAACUUUGGGGUUGACUUGCCUUCAUUGCAGGCCCAUUUCCCCCCCGUCCGACACAUUGAGAGCCCACGCUGGCUAUCACCGGAGGAGUAUGUUGGGAUAAUUUCUGAUGCCAUUAAAAUGAACAAGAAUGUGUGCCUUGGCCGCUAUUUCUUCCAGUUAGAGGGAGAGGGUAAAGAUAGUAAGGUGGACGGAUCAGAGCGGACUAUAGAUGUGUGGCCUCUCAACCUGCUCCAGCCAGGAAGCCGUGAUUAUCAGGACGUGUGCAGCCUGUUUCUGCUGCAGAUGGCCUGCGUGCUCAACAUGUCCAACAAAUGGCGCCACGCAAGAAUGAGAAUCUUCCUGAACGUGGAGACUGAGUCCAGCGACCAGGGCUGGGUGGUAAAUGAAGAGACAUUUCGAGAGUUGCUGAGGAAGCUGCGGAUCAGGGCGUCGAUAAGGAUCGUGCCGUGGGACUCCGUGGUGCAGCACCACGCUCAGCCAGACAGGGAGCACUCCGCGGAGCAGAUGCAAACUCUGUCCGAGGGCUUCCUGUCAGCAGUGAACUGUAUGUUGAUGGAGCACAGCUCGCAAGCUGCUGUUCGCUUCCUGUAUUUACCUCGACCUCCUGCUCAACGCAGCCAGGCACAGCAGUACGUAGGUCAGCUAGAAGCAGUGACCAACGGUUUAGGGCCAACGCUCCUGAUUCACGGUGUCACCCCGGUCACGUACACUGAUCUCUGAGCAUGUGCAGUCAGGAGUUUUGUUCAUGUUGUAUCAUUUGAUAUUAUACACACAGCUAAGUUUUCUCUUACUGCUUAUUUAGGUUAAAGUAUAAACUCUAGGAUUACUUCCUAUUUUCAUAUACUUGAACUGGGUUGGUGAUUGAAGAAGGAAGAAUACCAUCCUUCGUGGUCAUGUUAUACUUAUAUAAUCUCCUGUUUGCAUUAGCUUUAGGUCUGUCUUCGCAUAAGACAGAGAUAAAAAUGUGUCAGAGACUCUUCAGAACAAAAACAGUUUGUUUUGAGAAUUACGGGUUGUCUAGGACACUCAUUAUAGAAAUGUCUAUAUGUAAUUUCAGGGAUGAAAUUAUGAAUUUGUGGUGUUUAGUGAUACCGAUUGACCACGGUAAAAAUGUUUCUGGUUCAGUUUCAAAAUGGUUUUGUAUUAAUUCAUAAAUUGUAAUUCCUUUGUAUUUUUGCUGCUGACUUUUUCGUUCAUUCUAAUGUUUCUGCUGGUUGUCGGACCAAGUGAUCAAAAGGCUUUUUGUUACUACGUUGAAUUGAGUUCUGAUUAGUUAGUUCUCCUUGCACUUACGCAAACAUGUUUGCUUUUGCUGUUGAAAAUGUAUCUCCAGUCUUCACAAUGGGAACCAUCGCGCACAUUUGACCUCAGAAUGAUGAAUGCCAUUUGUUGCUGUUGUGUGUGCUAACAGAAUGUUUUUUGUGCUUCAUGAUGCAGACUGUCAAAAAUAUACCAAAAAGGGUUACGCUGAUACUUAUUAUAUAGUAUCUGAAUCCAGUCUCAGUCAGGACCAAGGAUGAUUCAGACCAAGUCACAAUUGAAACCAGAGCAAGUUCUCACAUUUUUACUCAGCAAUUAAUCAAUCAUAUUGACAAAAUACAGAAUGAAAUGUUACUACAGUCUUGUUUUAUAGCAUUCAACACUUCAUGGACCAUAAAGAGGAUGUUGCUGAAAAAGCGUCUUGCAUGACUUCACUUUGCCCUUUUGGAAUAUUCCAUCCUGAGUUGUUACUAAUGGUCAAUGAGAAUGCCUUAAAUGAUUGACUUGUUUACUAAUGGUCAAUUCUGUAGAUAUACAUAGGAGUAAAUGUAUGCCAAAUGUACUGUGUACUGUUAAUUUAACUAACUGUAACAAUUGAAAACUGUAACAGACAAUACAUAUGUAUUUAAAAAUUGCUUAACUGCAAUACAAAUUGUGUCUGUA